UCAGUUUGGUGUCAGCGGUUCGUUGAACCGUAAAGUUUGUGGAGUUUGUCGGUGAAGCGUCGCUGCCGCCGGUCUGCAGCUUUUAUUAACAGCUGCUCGUUUUUAGUUCUUAACUUUAAAGUUAUUUUAAUAAACCACACGAGGACUUUUCCGGUUUGUUUCGUUAGUUUAAGGACUCUACCGAAGACCGAGACUUUACCGGAAGCUCACCGAGCUACCAGCUGAUCUUCCUGUGACAGCAGCGUUUCCGGUGUCGGAGCGUGUUUUUCGGGUGUUUCCGUGUUGGAUGUGAUCUCUGGGACUGGAACUAAACUCUGAGCCAACAUGGAGACCCAAAGCAGCAGCUAGCAGGCAGCAAAGCUUCCUCUACAACUUCUCCUCACGGUUCGCAGCUCGGUUUGAUCUUUGUGGGAGUUUUCUCCGCCAGGAUGCCCGGAGACUCCACCGGGAACUUCCAGCUCCUGCACCGGACCUGUAAGCUGGUGGUGCUGCUCUGCUUCCUCCACAUCUCCGUCACUCUCGUCUUCUACGUCCGCUCUCUGGACAUCCGCUUCGCCUUCACGCAGAACCAGCAGUCACACCGGUCCGGUGGCUCUACCGGGGAGCUCGGUGUCUCUACCGGGGAGCUCGAUGUCUCUACCGGGGAGCCCGGUAACCAGAGAGAGAGAGCACCGGAGGUGAAGACAGCAGAGGAACCGGCAGAGAAGCCCACAGAACCGAGAGAGAAGCUCAAAGAACCGGGAGAGAAGCUACAGAAAUGUCCUGAAACAUCGCCGGUACUCGUGGGGCCUCUGCGUGUGGAGUUUAACACCCCGGUGAAUCUGGACCAGAUAAAGAAGGAGAACCCGCGGCUGGAGGCGGGGGGGCGGUUCCGGCCGGCGGACUGCGAGGCGCUGCAGAAGGUCGCCAUCAUCAUCCCGUUCAGGAAGAGAGACGAGCACCUGAAGUUCUGGCUGUACUACCUGCACCCCAUCCUGCAGCGGCAGCAGCUGGACUACGGAGUCUACGUCAUCAACCAGGACGGAGACGUGAUCUUUAACCGAGCCAAGCUGCUGAACGUCGGAUACACGGAGGCGCUGAAGGAGUACGACUACGACUGCUUCGUGUUCAGCGACGUGGAUCUGAUUCCGAUGGACGACAGAAACACCUACAAGUGCUUCAGCCAGCCGAGACACCUGUCUGUGUCCAUGGACAAGUUCGGCUUCAGGUUACCUUAUAAUCAGUAUUUUGGGGGCGUGUCCUCGAUGAGUAAGGAACAGUACCUGAAGAUCAACGGCUUCCCGAACAACUACUGGGGCUGGGGUGGCGAGGACGACGACAUCUACAACAGGCUGGCGUCUAAAGGCAUGUCCAUCUCCAGACCCAGCGGAGAGGUCGGGAAAUGCAGAAUGAUCCGACACGACCGAGACAAGAAGAAUGAACCCAACCCUCAGAGGUUCGACAGGAUCGCUCACACCAGAGAGACGAUGUACAAAGACGGGAUCAACUCUCUGUCCUACCGAGUGGUGAAGACGGAGAAGUUCGAUCUGUUCACUAAGAUCACGGUGGACGUGGGGAAACCAUGACGACGGUGGACGUGAGGAAACCAUGACGACGGUCGUGGGGAAACCAUGACGACGGCCGAUCAGCUGAGCGCAGGAUGCAGUACAAACCAAACGUGCCUUUGACACUUGAAUCUUUUUUUCUCUCUUUUUGUUUUUUGCACCGAACACGGACUGCAGGGCGGUGCCUCCAGGACUCGUCACUGAUUGGACGACUGUGACCAAUCAGCUGCCUGCGUCUGCCAGUCAGACGCCGCUGCUGUUUCCUGCACCAGACUUUUAUUCUGAAAAUCACUCAGACAAUCAGAGUGGGGGGUUGUGGGUAAUGAGUCCUGCUUCUGAUCCAGAGACCAAAAACUGUUUACAUCAGCGACACGUUCAGGAGCCGCCGUAAAACCCAGCGCCACGGCAACCGAGCAACCCGUAGCAACCAUCAGCUGUUACCAUGGAAACAUGGGAUGAUUGUGGGGUCAUCGUGUGUGUGUGAAGAUAUUGAACUGAUCAGAAACUGAUCGAUCGAAUCUCUGGAUCAGAACCAGAACAGCAACUCUGAGUGUGUGUGUGUGUCUGUGUGUGUGUGUGUGUGUCUCUGUGUGUGUGUGUGUGUCUCUGUGUGUGUCUCUGUCUGUGUGUGUGUGUGUGUGUGUGUGUGUGUAUCUCUGUAUCUCUGUGUGUGUGUGUGUGUGUGUGUAUCUGUGUGUGUGUGUGUGUGUGUGUGUGUGUGUGUGUGUGUGUGUGUGUGUAUCUGUGUGUGUGUGUGUGUGUCUCUGUGUGUGUGUGUGUGUCUCUGUGUGUGUCUCUGUCUCUGUGUGUGUGUGUGUGUGUGUGUAUCUCUGUAUCUCUGUGUGUGUGUAGGUGUGUCUCUCUGUGUGUGUCUCUCAUUUAACCAGAAUAUGAAAAGCAAUAAUCUGAUGAUUGAUUUUAAGUGUCCUUAUUAUCCGAGCUGCUGGAACCAAAGAGUUUAUUUAAAACAGGAAGCAGCGAUCCUGAUUAUUAAUUAUUGAUUGUUGAAUCGCUUUAAUCACUUCGAGGUGUUCGUGUUUGUUUGUUGACCAAAAAUCUUUACUUGUUUUUUAUCGACUGAAUCACUUUUUUAAAAUGUGCCUUAAAUCAUUACAGAUGUUUGAAUGUGUUGGUGGAGGGAAGCUGUCAGUAAAAUACAACCAAUAAACCUAAA
Molecule: messenger RNA, 2718 nt
Organism: Scomber japonicus (chub mackerel)
Lineage: Eukaryota; Metazoa; Chordata; Actinopteri; Scombriformes; Scombridae
Gene: b4galt1l
Product: DP-Gal:betaGlcNAc beta 1,4- galactosyltransferase, polypeptide 1, like
Exons: 6
Coding region: 429-1565 (378 amino acids)
Biological process (GO): carbohydrate metabolic process; protein N-linked glycosylation
Molecular function (GO): cytoskeletal protein binding; beta-N-acetylglucosaminylglycopeptide beta-1,4-galactosyltransferase activity
Source: RefSeq, a predicted model, not a curated record